AUGACUUUCGGCUGUUGUCUGCCGAUAUUGCGCCGCCUUCGGCCUGCCAGCUUGGACGGCGAUGACGAGAAGAGAGGCCCCAGACGCGCCCGCACCCUCUCGGUCCGUGGCAACUCGCACAAUCCCUCCCCCGACAACCCUCUCCGCGCCCUCGUCAUGGGUACCGCCGCCGUUGCCACGCCCAAGACCGAGUCGUGGCGCAAGCCUCCCAUGCCCAAGGACUCGUCCACGGCCAGCUCCGCCUUCCAGGAUGCCACCCGCUUCAGCAAGAUGAGCGAUGCCAUGCACCGCGUCGUCGACCAGCUGUACGACCGCCUCCGUGGCGACGACGAGAAGCUGUCGAGGGACAAGUUCUCUGCCUUCCUACGCGACGUCCAGGGCGAGACCUUUGCGCCCCUGAACGAGGACACCUAUGACCUCGGCACCUUCAAGUUCCACUGGGCCAUGCUGUACAGCAACGCCGCCAGGUCGCCGUGCCAGAAGGACCUCUCCAAGCCCUUGACCAACUACUUCAUCAACAGCAGCCACAACACCUACGCCGUCGGUAACCAGCUCGUCUCCAAGAGCUCCGCCGACAUCUACAAGGACGUGCUGAUGAGGGACUGCCGCUGCAUCGAGAUUGACGUCUUGAACUGCAACGCCGCCAGCACCGUGUCCACCGGCAACAGGCCUGGCCACAACCUUGGGAGUUCGCGCAUCUCAGGCAGCUCUCUGCCUUAUCUUGCCGACGCUGUCCACGACCGCAUGCUGGGAGGGAGAGAGGAUGCGAACAACAGCCCGUCCGUCGACUCCAACUCCACCGUCUGCGGCACCGGGGUCAUGGGCGACGACGACGACGACGGCGGCGACGGCGACGAUGACGACGAUGACGACAUCUCCCCCAAGGCCAGCGUAGUCUGCCUGGUCGACCCGAGAGGAGGAAGCACGGCGGACAGGCCCGACGUGUCAGGAGGCCAGCAGCAGCACACGCGGUCGCGGGCCAAGCCGCGCCUGCCCGAGGGCGAGCCCAUCGUCACCCACCACUGGACCCUUACCGUGCCUUGCGGCUUCCGUGAAGUGUGCGCCGCCAUCCGUGAGACGGCCUUUGUCACCAACGACCUGCCCGUCAUCGUCAGCCUCGAAGUCCACACCAGCGAUCAGCAGCAGGAGGUCAUGGUCAGGAUCAUGAAGGAGGAGUGGGCCGGCCUGCUCGUCGACCGAGCUCUGGAGGGCUGCGACCCGCGCUUCCAGGUGCCCACGCUCGCCGACAUGCGGCGCAAGAUCCUGGUCAAGGUCAAGAAGGUGCCCAACAAGCUAGUGAACGUGCCGGGGCAGCACGUCAUCGGCAGCCUCUCGGCGCUGGCCGUCGAGGACGAGUCGACGGACACGGACGACGAGCGCACGACGGCGACGACGGCAGCAGCGACACAGAUGUUCCUGACGACCAACGGCACGUCAACGACGACGACGACGACGACGACGACGACGACGACGACCAGGUCGUCGACGGCCUACUCACAGCCGACCUUCCGGAUGGCCCGGUUCCCCAUCUGCCAGUCGCUGAGCGACCUGGCCGUGUACACGUUCAGCCAAAAGUUCAAAGGUUUCGACCGGCCCGAGGCCAAGAAGCCGACGCACAUGUUCUCCAUCAGCGAGGGAAAGAUCCGCGACAUCAACGAGAAGCACCACGCCGACCUGUUCCGGCACAACAAGUCGUACUUUAUGCGCAUCUUCCCCGCCGGCCGCCGCAUGGACAGCUCCAACCCGGACCCGAGCCUCUGCUGGAGCAAGGGCGUCCAGAUGGUGGCCAUGAACUGGCAGUCCAUGUGCGACAAGAUGAUGCUCAACGAGGCCAUGUUCGCCGACGAGCAGGGCUGGGUCCUCAAACCGGCCGGCUACCUCGGCUCGGACAAGAACGCCGGCGACACCCAGGACGACGCGAACCCGGGCGUGAGGCUGGACCUCCGCAUCAUCGUCCUCGCAGCACAGCACCUCCCCGUCGGCAAUCCCGACAGCGCAGAGCCCAUCAGCCGCGCCGCCCGAGAUGACCUGCAUCCUCUUCUCAAAGCAGAUCUCGUUAUCGAAAAGACGGAUGAUGAUUCCUUUUCUUCUUCAUCAUCAUCUUUCAACAACAACAACAACAACAACAACAUCCACGACUCCAAGUCUGAGGGAAACAGCAGCAGCAUCAAUGGCAACGGAAAAAAGCACACACUGAUGGAGUCACACACCAUUCGUCGAACAGCCGGACCGGCAAGAUCCGACCAUCCGGACUUUGCAGCCGCAGAACUAAAGUUUGGGCCGGUGAACAGGGUUGUCCCGCAGCUCAGCUUCCUCAGGAUCAAGAUUGAGGAUGAAGGUCUCGUCAAGGGGAGACUCCUGGCGUGGACCUGCGUGAGACUGGACCGACUCAGAACGGGCUAUCGGUUCUUUCAACUGCGUGAUACGAGGGGUAACGUCAUUGAUGGAGGAAAGUUGCUUGUCAAGAUUGAGAUGUGA
Molecule: messenger RNA, 2478 nt
Organism: Geosmithia morbida
Lineage: Eukaryota; Fungi; Ascomycota; Sordariomycetes; Hypocreales; Bionectriaceae
Product: phosphatidylinositol phospholipase C, delta
Exons: 2
Coding region: 1-2478 (825 amino acids)
Biological process (GO): phosphatidylinositol-mediated signaling; lipid metabolic process
Molecular function (GO): phosphatidylinositol-4,5-bisphosphate phospholipase C activity
Source: RefSeq, a predicted model, not a curated record